GCACCCGUUAACACAGGUAGCUCUCAUCAGGAGCUGAACAAAGUGAUAACAAAAGGACACAGGCAAAGUAGACGCUCUUAGAAAGAUGAUACUGGAAACCCUGAAUCUGAUGCAUUGCAAUAUCACCAGUGUGGUGCCAGAAGUGAUGCCAACUGCCACCGUGCCCAUACUCCUCCUCGUGUGCUUUCUUUUCCUAAUCUGGAAUUAUGAAGAAAUAUCAUCAAUACCAGGGCCUGGUUUCUGUAUGGGAAUUGGUCCCCUCAUCACAUGGAGAUUCCUCUGGAUGGGAGUGGGGCAAUGCCUGCAACUAUUACAUAAGAUGUAUGGAGAAUUUAUGAGAGUCUGGAUCAGUGGAGAGGAAACACUCAUUAUUAGCAAAUCCUCCAGUAUCUUCCAUGUAAUGAAACAUGGGCAAUAUAACUGUAGAUUUGGAGCAAGGCUUGUACAGUGCAUUGGCAUGCAUGAAAAUGGUAUUAUAUUUAAUAAUAAUCCAGCACUCUGGAAAGAAAUUCGACCUUUUUUCGCUAAAGCUUUGUCUGGUCCAGGUCUCGUGCGUAUGAUAGCAAUUUGUGUUGAAUCAACAAAAAACCAUCUGGACAGAUUGGAGAAUGUGACUAAUGGACUGGGAAACAUCAAUGCGCUGAAUUUUAUGAGACAGAUCACACUGGACACUUCUAACACACUCUUUCUAGGGAUCCCUUUGGAUGAAAAUGCCGUUGUGCUUAAAAUCCAGAACUACUUUGAUGCUUGGCAAGCACUUUUGCUGAAACCUGACAUCUUCUUUAAAAUUUCUUGGCUGUACAAGAAAUAUGAAAAGUCAGCCAAGGAUUUGAAAGAAGCAAUUGAAAUCUUAAUAGAACAGAAACGACAGAGACUUUCCACUGUUGAAAAAUUGGAAGAGCGCAUGGACUUUGCAUCACAACUGAUUUUUGCACAGAGCCGUGGAGAUCUGACUGGUGAGAAUGUGAACCAGUGUGUGCUGGAGAUGAUGAUAGCUGCACCUGACACACUGUCUGUGACUCUCUUCUUCAUGCUAGUACUGAUUGCAGAGCACCCUAAAGUGGAAGAAGAUAUGAUGAAGGAAAUCCAAGCUGUUAUAGGUGACAGAGACAUACAGAGCAAUGACAUGUCGAACUUAAGGGUUAUGGAGAAUUUUAUUAAUGAGAGUAUGAGAUACCAGCCAGUUGUGGAUUUGGUCAUGCGCAAGGCUUUACAGGAUGAUGUAAUUGAUGGCUAUCCUGUGAAAAGUGGGACAAACAUCAUUCUGAACAUUGGACGUAUGCAUAAGCUUGAAUUCUUCCCAAAGCCUAAUGAGUUUACUCUCGAAAAUUUUGAGAAAAAUGUUCCUUCUCGCUACUUUCAACCAUUUGGAUUUGGCCCUCGUGGCUGUGUUGGAAAGUUUAUUGCCAUGGUAAUGAUGAAGGCAAUCCUGGUGACUCUUUUGAGACGGUAUAGAAUACAGACACCAAAAGGAAGAGGCCUUAAGAACAUCCAGAAAAGCAAUGACUUAUCCAUGCACCCAAAUGAAAGACAGCCCUUACUGGAGAUGUUUUUCAUGCCAAGAAGAAACGUAGACAAGUGCCAGGAUGACUAACAACAGAUCAGUAGUGGUCUGAGAGAUCUAAGGUUUCUGCUGUUUUAGUCACAUUCUGAGAAAUGUCCACCCCUCCUAGGUGCUGUCACACAUACUCUGAACUAAACAUUCUGUUGCUCUUAAUGCAUUGCUGCUUUAAGUGAUUACUUGUUCUGCUGCAAAGCACGACCAGGUUCUGGUCACGAUUCAAAACUGAUAAAUAAGUUUCAAGUAUAUAGACAAGUGCUGUCUUCAGUUGAUGAGAUGUUGCAUGCAGAAACUGUCAUUACUUUUUUUAAAGCAUCCAAUUCAAACAGAAUUCUGUUCUGCUUCUCACACUGUGCAAGUCCUGAGUGCUCCAUGCCUGCAGGAUUGCGUGAUAUGGUUGGGGUUGGUUUGGGGUGGGGAUUGUUUUGUUUUGGCAGAGCUGGGCCCCUCAAGAAAAAUCAUCAGCAGUUAUAACAGCUCUAAUUUAUCUGUCAUCCAAAAACAUUUUAAUGAACACUACUAAUGUUCAUGUAAAGUAUGAGAAACACUGAGAAAUGUAUCAACUCUAUCUACCUGUACACAUCUAUAGCAAUUACUAAAUUCCUCUAAAGGUAACGAGGAUAUAGCCAGUUUAUCAAUAUAUUGUCUAUAACAUGAGAAGUUUUGAAACAAUUUUCCCUCUACAGUGUUUUUCUUUCUGGUAUAUUAAACAGAUAAGA
This is a messenger RNA of Gopherus evgoodei (Goodes thornscrub tortoise), 2280 nucleotides long. RefSeq names its product aromatase. The record is from RefSeq and is a predicted model, not a curated record. Gene Ontology annotation, molecular function: heme binding; oxidoreductase activity, acting on paired donors, with incorporation or reduction of molecular oxygen; monooxygenase activity. Lineage: Eukaryota; Metazoa; Chordata; Testudines; Testudinidae.